Messenger RNA from Drosophila mauritiana, 3375 nucleotides. Its product is annotated as G-protein coupled receptor Mth2. The record is from RefSeq and is a predicted model, not a curated record. Gene Ontology annotation, molecular function: G protein-coupled receptor activity. Lineage: Eukaryota; Metazoa; Arthropoda; Insecta; Diptera; Drosophilidae. Gene Ontology annotation, cellular component: membrane. Bases 789 to 2513 code for a protein of 574 amino acids. Gene Ontology annotation, biological process: cell surface receptor signaling pathway; G protein-coupled receptor signaling pathway. The transcript has 7 exons.
AGUUCACUUGCGGUUCAAUCGGGAAACUUAUCGCUUGGGAUAUAUCUCAAUUUGACCCGGCUAGUCGAGCUUAUCUAUCCCUAACCUCGGUCCAGUAAGCAGCACAUCUCUAAACAGUAAUUUACAAAACAAAUUUGUUUUAAAGCCCGAAGCUAAAAAUAAAUGAAACCAGUGCAAACAUUGUGAUUUAAACUUUGAGCAGUGUCAGCACCCCAAUACUAAUUAAGAAACUCUUGGGCAAUUAAAGAUCAUUCUUUGGAAUGUUUCUCGUUCAAGGCCUCGGUGCUCGGGAAUCCGCGCCUCGCGAGUUGCGAAACCAGAGGAGCUGUGCCGGAUGCCUGCGAUGUAUAAUGCGGCUUUAAUGUCUCGCCUCGGCCCACAACAAACAGUCGCGUUGUCUCUUCAUGUAUCGCCAAUUGUUUUGUGCUGAUUUGCUUGUUCAAUGCCAAAACCAGUUUCUUUCUCAUUUUGAAGUUCGCUGAAAUGAAGGCAAGCGGUUUUAGGGAAUACCGCAGAAGCACCUAGAGUCUUUCAAGCCUCGCCCGGAAUCAUUUGGCCCGCUUUCGUCGCAGAAAGCAGAUUCGGUGUGAUCUCUAAUCCUGGCCAGUGUUUUCAGGUACUGAUACUGACGUUCGAAAAGUUCCCCACUGAUCUAAAACUGGAAAGUGCGCGAGCUGGAACAACAACAACAACAACAACAACAACAGGAAGAACUCUGUUGCUCAGCAAACCACUUUAAGUUGCCUACAUUACGAGUAGUAUUUAUCACCUGAACUCGAACCUCCAUCAUGCCGAAGAAAAUCCAUCAGCCUGGAGGUUCCCUCUACUGCGGAGUUACAUUGCUGGGCGUCCUGUGCUUAGUCGUGUUCCGGUUGAUUCCGGGGAUUCCCUUCGGCACUUACGUUAUGGCCGAGAGAGACCACUACCACACCAUAGACGAUCCAAAUGUGCCCUGUAAUUUCUACGAUACGGUGAACCUGACGGGCCAUAGGCUCUUUCCCAACGGAAGCUAUGAUUACUACGGCACAAUAGUUCCUGCAGAAUUGGUCGGGACGUACGACUACAUACACAGCUCGCUAACGGAGCGCAUAGAGGUUCGGGAACACGUGAGGGGAUGCGUCUGCAAGUUCAAGUCCUGCCUGAAUAUCUGCUGCCCGUGGCGGCAGGUCUUCAACUCUGAGGUUGACGGAUGCAUAAUAGACCACACGGACAACCGAACGUGGCCAGAUCCGCCUAUGCUCAAUAUAACCUUCCGCAACGAGUCUACGAUAUUGGUCAACAUGUUCACGCAGUUUGCUAUCCAAAGCUUCAGACCCUGCCCCAAGAUGUUUUCCCUGCAGCCAGAGACCAGCAGUUGGGAUGACUAUCUACUCUUCGAGAACGGAUCCAUGCUCCGUGUGGACGAUAAACUGCUAAUCAGGAAGAACGAGUUCUGCAUGGUACCGACCUACGUCAACGAAUCGGACAUGUUCUACACCAUACAUCCGGCCAAUUGUGACAUGCAGGACGACCAUAGCACGGUAAAGAUUAUCAACUCGUAUGCCAUGAUGUUCUCCAUUCCCUUCAUGAUGCUGACCAUAGCCGUUUACCUAUUGAUUCCCGAGCUACGCAACCAGCACGGGAAGAGCUUGGUCUGCUAUCUAAUAGGUCUCACCGUGGGUUACUCCUCGCUGUGCUACGUGCAACUCUAUCAAGUUGAUGCCACGGGUGUUACAUGCAAAGUGUUCGGAUACACAGCCUAUUUCUUUUUCAUGGGCGCCUACAUGUGGCUAAGUGUCAUCAGCUUUGACUUGUGGCACAAUUUCCGAGGGACGAGAGGAAUUAACCGAUUCCAGGAGAAGAAACGCUUCCUGUUUUAUUCGCUCUACUCUUGGGGUAUUGCCCUAGUUUUCCUGGCCUUCACCUAUUGCGCCCAGCAACUUGCCAAUUUGCCCGACAACCUAAAGCCAGGUAUUGGGGAUGGCGUGUACUGCUGGCUGGAUAUGAGCAACUGGGCAGCUAUGAUCUAUUUCUACGGUCCCAUUCUGGCGAUCGUUGUUGCCAACACCAUCAUGUUCAUAAUGACUGCGAUCAAGAUUCACGGCGUGCAGCGCGAGAUGGCCCGGAUAAUUGCGAGUGAGAACAGCACCAAGAACCUACGAACCGAGAAGGACAAAUUCGGCUUGUUCUUGCGCCUCUUUCUCAUAAUGGGCAUCACCUGGCUCACGGAGCUCAUCUCGUACUUCGUGGGCAGCGACAAGGGGUGGUCUAAGCUCUUCUAUAUCUCGGAUCUGGCCAAUGCGAUGCAGGGCUUUCUCAUAUUCAUGUUGUUUGUGAUGAAGAAGAAGGUCAAGCACUUGAUCACAAACAGACUCCUGGAGAAGAGGCGCUCGAAUGGCCUGAGCUCGACCACAACCUCGACUUCCAUCACUUCUGACGCGAAUGUGCUGCCAAGAAAGCUGCACCUUAAGGCUGUUGACAAGGCCGGUAGCAAUGCCACCGACCCGAGUCCGACCCCGAAGAUAGCCAUCUAAUCAAAAUGGUCCCAGAUGCUCGAGUGUUCGCGAUGGCAGCAACCAACGUCAGAGCCAGUACUCCACCAAGACCACGUCGAGCAGCGUGGCCAAUCUGUCGCUGCACGAGAAGCCAUCGGUGGAGAAGCCGCUAGUGAUCAGCUCGAGCGUGGAUCCGCAGAAAACUACCAUCUUCCGCUGAUCACAGCACUUGCAGCUGCCAUAGGCAGAGCAUUGAAUACCUCGGGAUGCGUGCAGAUCAGGAAGGACUAAUCGCAUUUAUAUUCAUCUCGAUCGUCCUCGGAUUUUUGCGAACACUUCGUUCCUUUCUGUAGAUAAAGAUCACUUAUUCAUAUUUUAGGACUACAUAUUCCUAUCAUGAGAUUAUUCUGUAAUCAACAUUUAAAGUCGAUAUCUAUAAAUUCGCGCAGUAGCAUCCACAUACGGAUAGAACUUUAUGAAAGACACUACUAUAAGAGAAAGUCCCUAUCCCCCAGAACUACCACGAAAACCCACCCCACCCAAAUUCUCUUUCUUUUUUUAAUGCCAUGUGACCACGAACAACCUGAUUAGUUGUAUAAGAAAGUUAUGCAGAGCCAUAUUUACUGUUUAUGCAAGCAAAAUUUUAAGGUUCUCCGAACCCCGCUGAGAGAUCAAAUUUGUAAUUCACCAUUAGCCUAAGUCCAAGGUAAGCAUUCAGCAUAUAUACGUAACAUAUAAAUGUGCCUUGUUAAAAACGAGAUUGGUGUUGAUCGAUAACUGUAUACCCUCUUUGCAUAAAUGUACCAUUCUCCAUAUCUGCAUUAUCUCUGAACUUAUGUAAAACAAAAUACAAGAAUUAUAAUUGUAUUUCAAGCUUAAUAAAGCCAAAGAUAAAAUUGAA